AUUAUACACAGUGCAAGCAUUUCUGCACUAAGUCGUGUACUUGCGCGCCACAGAAUAAGAAUGAAGCAAAUUUAUAGAGUUCCUUUCGAGAGAAACACAGAACGUGUAAAGCAACUGCGAUAUGACUAUGUGCAGAGAGUGAUGGAACUAGAAGCAGAUGCAAUGGGACAUGAGCUACUUUUUGUGGAUGAGGCCGGUUUUAACCUCAGUAAAACCAGGAGACGUGGCAGGAACAUUAUUGGACACCGUGCCAUUAUCAAUGUCCCAGGACAACGUGGUGGUAACAUAACCAUGUGUGCAGCUAUAAGCCAAAAUGGUGUUGUUCACCAUCAUGCAACCAUAGGCCCAUACAACACUGCACACAUUAUUGCAUUCCUGGACACCUUGCAUGACAUGCUCACUGUUCAGAGACCAGAGCAGACCCGAUAUGUCAUCAUAUGGGACAAUGUUAGUUUCCAUAGGGCUGCUUUGGUCCGCAACUGGUUUACAGACCACCCAUCCUUCAUGGCACUCAACCUCCCUCCAUACUCUCCAUUCUUAAAUCCCAUCGAGGAGUUCUUCUCUGCCUGGUGCUGGAAAGUGUACGACCGUCAUCCUCAUCAACAGGUAGCCCUUUUACAGGCAAUGGAGGAGGCAUGUGGAGAUAUUGACCAGGCAUCAUGUCAGGCCUGGAUACGGCAUUCAAGGAGAUAUUUUCCCCGGUGCCUUGGACUGGAGGAUAUCGCAUGCGAUGUGGACGAAAUUUUGUGGCCGGACCCAGAAAGACGACAUGAUGUAGGCUGAUUGUCUUUUUUUCCCCCUUUUUUUUGUGAAAUUCCUAUUUUGUGUUCUGACUUUGUCUUGGUUUUGAUGAGUGUGAAUAAACACCAAUACUUGAUGUUUGGAUCCUUGUAUGUUU
Oreochromis niloticus (Nile tilapia) is the source of this 898-nucleotide messenger RNA. RefSeq lists its product as uncharacterized. Gene Ontology annotation, molecular function: nucleic acid binding. The coding region runs from base 61 to 783 and encodes 240 amino acids. The record is from RefSeq and is a predicted model, not a curated record. Lineage: Eukaryota; Metazoa; Chordata; Actinopteri; Cichliformes; Cichlidae. The transcript is spliced from 2 exons.